AUGGCGAAUCGAACGGAUCCGAGGGCGCGAACGGUUCACGGCACGAACCCGCAGAAUCUGGUGGAGAAGAUUCUGCGCGCCAAGAUUUAUCAGAACAUCUACUGGAAGGAGCAGUGCUUCGGCCUCACAGCUGAAACCCUGGUCGACAAAGCUAUGGAUCUGGACCAUUUCGGAGGAACCUUUGGAGGAAAUCGCAAGCCGACACCGUUCAUGUGCCUCAUUCUCAAGAUGCUUCAGAUUCAACCCGAGAAGGAGAUUGUGGUUGAGUUUAUAAAGAAUUCAGAUUACAAGUACGUGCGGUUGCUGGGAGCGUUCUACCUGCGGCUGGUGGGGAAGCCAAUGGACGUGUACCAGUACCUGGAGCCAUUGUACAACGACUAUCGGAAAGUGCGGAGGAAACUGGAGAGUGGAAUGUUUGUGUUGUCGCAUGUGGACGAGUUCAUAGAGGAGCUUCUCACACUCGACUCCAGCUGCGACAUCGCCUUGCCUCGCAUACCUCGCAGAUGGACGUUGGAAGCAGCAGGGCAGUUGGAGCUGAGAAAGAGUGGGUUGGAUUAUGACGAGAUGGAGGAGGAAGAGGAAGAGGAGGAAGAGGAGCCAGAACCAGUUGCUGAUAAGCUUAGUAGAAGCUUCACCCAGUUGAAGACUAGCUUUUCAAAGAUUGACAAGUGCGAAGACCCUUCUCGCCAAAGCCAGUUGCUAGAAGAUGUCACACCUAAACUUAGGGAGUGCAGAAGGUUGAUUCAGGAAUUCGAGCGUGACAUGAAAGACCAAGAAGCUAAGAACUCACCGGAAGUGAACAAAUUGCUGCAGGAGAAGAAAAGGACCCUUGUGAAAGAUUUGAACGCCUUCGUCACUCUCAAAAAAACCUACCAGAGCGCUAUCCAGGAAGGCCAGAAGGUGAAGCUGAGCGAAGACGGAAGAACGGCUGAAGUUGUGGGAGCUCCCCGGCUAGCAUCUGCGAUGACAAAUGCUCAGCUGAUGGAGGAGGGAGAUCGUGUCAUGGGACAAAUGGACCAAUCUGUUUUAAGAUCUAAGCAGGUAGUUGAGAACACUAUCAACAUUGGGGCAGCAACAGCUACGACUUUGAAGGGACAGACGGAACAAAUGGAGCGAAUUGUUGAUAAGCUUGACAAUUUAGAAUUCUCCCUCAAGCGUACAACCAAGCUUGUGAAGGCAUUGGGUCGACAGAUGGCAACAGAUACUUGGCAAUGCUGGCGCUUGUUAUUCUUGGAGUGA
Messenger RNA from Closterium sp. Naga37s-1, 1239 nucleotides. The record is from the annotation of a GenBank genome assembly. NCBI's taxonomy places the organism in Eukaryota, Viridiplantae, Streptophyta, Zygnematophyceae, Desmidiales, Closteriaceae.